This is a messenger RNA of Salvelinus fontinalis (brook trout), 10839 nucleotides long. Its product is annotated as C-Jun-amino-terminal kinase-interacting protein 2-like. Gene Ontology annotation, cellular component: cytoplasm. Gene Ontology annotation, biological process: regulation of JNK cascade. The transcript is spliced from 13 exons. The record is from RefSeq and is a predicted model, not a curated record. NCBI's taxonomy places the organism in Eukaryota, Metazoa, Chordata, Actinopteri, Salmoniformes, Salmonidae. The coding region runs from base 460 to 4218 and encodes 1252 amino acids. Gene Ontology annotation, molecular function: protein binding.
CUUCACGAGGCUUAAUUCUGGCACUUAUCACCACCCAUACCUCCCCUUUCUGCACCGCUGCUUUGUUUCACAGGCAAGAUCACAGCAGAUAUUUGGCAAGGCAGGCUGCGUGUGUGUGCGCGACAGGCUGGCUGGCUGGGCUGGCCGCAUCGGGAGCAGAUACGAUUUGUUUCUGUGAUUACCACAUUGUUGUUCUUUUUCUCUGUAUUCUGCCAUUUCCGGGCCGUAGAGUGGAUAGCAGCUCAAGUCAGAUUUGAUGGUGAUGUUGAGUACGUGUAUCUGAUUUGGCUAGGUCGAGGCCAGGAGCAUUUUUAACAGCGUGAAAGUAGGAUAGAGGGAGGAAAAGCGAGAGAAACUGCGUUGUCCAUAUUGCGUCCGUCUGUCGCGCUCCGCGGUUGUGAAUGGACUGCGCCCCCUCAGUGUUUAUCUGCAGUCACUUCGAGUCGUUUCUGGAGGAAGAUGGCGGACAGGGAUGAGAUGUUCUCACUCUCCACCUUCCACUCCCUCUCUCCUCCAGGCUGCAGGCCUGCCCAUGACAUCAGUCUGGAGGAGUUUGAUGAUGAGGAUCUGUCUGAAAUCACAGAUGACUGUGGAAUAGGACUCAACUACGACUCUGAUCCAUACGAGAAGGACUGUCUGAUUCUGGAGAAGAGCGAUAUUCACCACCAGGUCUGCUCCUUCCAGGAUGACUUCCAGGAGUUUGAGAUGAUCGAUGACGAGGAUGAGGAAGAUGAGGAUGAAGACGUGGACCCUGACGCUCCACCCUCCCCCUCCGCUUCCCUUCCUCCUUCCCCUACCCUGGGCACGCUGAAGAGCCGGCCCACCACCCUUAACCUCACCACCACUCUCUCUCUCUCUCAGGACUCAUUGAACAACAACAGCAGUCUUUCUCCAAAGAAGGGCAGCUGGCAGCACUCUCUACGCAAGCCCACCUCACAAGGCCGUCUGUCUCCAGCCCACUCUUGUCUGGAAGAUGGGAGCCACGUGACAGGCCAGUGCCCUUCCCAAACAGCCCCCCAGGCCCCAGCGUCCCAGAGCAAAGGCUCCUUCGGUCAACACAAGUCUCACCUGGGCUCUGACGAGGUCAUUAACUCCUCAGCCGACCACGAGGUCGACCACGACCUCAACAACGCUGACCACAACCACAAAAGUUCACGGUCCUGCAUGUCCACCCAGCGACGUCCCACCGACACCUACACGGUCAAUACUAAGUCAGGCCUGGACCGGGAACUGGAAAACGACCCAGACGGGACCAGCCGAUGCCUGUCCUCCACUGCUCCCAUUGGGGGAAAUGACGGAGCUGACACCCCUCUGUCAGGUGAGGAGCUGGAGAAAGAUUUUGACGUAGAGUUCAUGUGUAAGGAGACCUAUGACAUGGCAUGUAAGGAGAACCAGAGCUCAGUCUACGUUGAGUUCCCCUCCAUCGAGCCCUGUGAGCUGGCUUCUUUCUCCAGCUAUAUGCCAUCAAGCCGCUCCGAUGUUCUCGACCAAUCCAGAAGCACUGACCAGAGCGAGCUUCCAGCUACAGCCAAUGAGGCGGCCAAUGACUCCACCUCUCCGUCCUCGGACCCUGGCAUCGCUGACAUGAACGCCAAGCGGUGCUACGCUACCUCAGACCAAGAGCAUGACCUGAGCUCUCCCGGGUCAGAAUCAGACAUUGAGGGGGAGCUGGAGGCAGCGUUUGCCUGCGGAGGACCCCUGGUCUCCAAUAUGAUCUCCUCCAUCUCAGAGACAGAGCUGGAUAUGACCAGUGAUGACAGUAGUAGUGGACGCUCCUCUCACCUCACCAACUCCAUUGAGGAGGCCAGCUCACCCACCUCCGACCAGGAACUGGGCCCUGACAACGAGUUAGAACAGGACAGCAGCAUUGUGGGAAUGAAGGUAUCGCUCCUCCUUGGCCACCCAGACCCCAUCAAAGUGGGCUCACCCUUACCUUCACCACUACCCUCCCCCAGCCUAGCCACCCCCCCCCCUGCUGACUCCCCCAUCCUGCCCCCAGAGCCCUAUGAUGACGGUCAGGCUCUGAUGGGCCUACAGAGUGUAGAUGAUUAUGAUGAAUUGCCCUAUGAGCACCAGCCUGACCCAGAUGAGGCCCUGCCCACACCCCCGCGCUGUGAGGACAGAAUCUCCAAACAGAUGGUACUCCAGAUAGAACCCGACCACAGCCUGGAGAGCUUCAAACGCUCCUUCUACCUGCCAGUGGGACCCAGACUUAUACCCACUCACGCUGACGACUACGACGUCAACAGUGAGGGAGAGUCCGAGUCGGAGAGCGAGGACGAGCUGAGCGAGAAUUCAGACUCACCCUGGUUGCUUAACAACCUGGUGAACAAGAUGAUCUUGGAGGGGUCUUAUCCAAUUAGCUGUCCCGAGGACUGUUUCAAGAGGUCAGUGUCCGUCUCGGACACCAUCUCACCUUCCUCAGACAUCGAGCCAGACACGUUCACCGACGCUGCGGGUGACAAAAUGCUGAAAUCUGGGACGAAGGAAUCGAAGGAUAAAAAAGGGAAGGGUCCGAGGAAGGAGUGGAAGGAGAGAGAGAAGAUGGAGAAGAGUGCAGAGCUGCCCAAAUGGAAUACAGGGAAAGCCAACGAUCGAUUUGGCCCCUGUCUGUACAAGAGCAAUCCCACAGCUGACACCAUCAGACCGGUGAUCGUGGAGCGUUAUGGCAACAGGGUAUCCACAGACAACAAUCACACUCAGGACUCUGAGAAAGAAAUCACCAGCCCUAAAUCAGGCAAAAACACCAAGAGGAAGGAUGAAAAAGAGGAUGAUGAUGAUACUGUGGAGCCCGAUAAUGACCUGAUGAUGCUGGAGGAGAGGAAGGAGCUGGACCCUCCCAGUCUGAGUGAGAGCGUGGCGAUUGACAAGGACGAGGGCCGCGAGACAGAGGCCAAGCCCACCGGACGUUCUACGGCCUCCCUGGAACGCAUCACCACUGUCAAACACAGCAUGACCCUGGACAUCCCCACAGCCCAGACCAACCGAUGCUUCAGCCUCACCUACUCCACUGACAACGAUGAGGAAGAGGGAGACUCCUCCCCGUUCCUGAGCUGCCUGAGGAAGCAGUCAUCCUACGGUGGCAGCCACCAGUACCUGGAUAGCUCUCCGCCCAUCGACGAGAGCGUUCGAGACCUCACCCUGUUGGAGCAGGAAGGCACCCUGUGUGAGAGAGACCUCCCUCUGCGGUCCCAGCCGGAUGACGACGGUCUGGCAUACGACUCUAUGAAGUACACUCUGGUGGUGGAUGAGAACACUACACUGGAGCUGGUCAGCCUCAGGAGAUGUACCUCUGUGCUGAGUGAUGACAGUGAGCUGUCUACACUGUGUGAUGAUGACCCUCUGGCGAUGGGGGAGGUGGGGUACUUCCGGGGGAACGGAGGGGUGCGGCCAGAACUCCUCAGCUCGUCAGAAGACUCCUCACCUGAGGCUGACAUGCACUUCUCCAAGAAGUUCCUCAACGUGUUUGUCAACAGCACCUCACGAUCCUCUAGUACAGAGUCAUUUGGGCUGUUCUCCUGUACCAUCAACGGAGAGGAGAGGGACCAGACACACAGGGCUGUAUACAGGUUUAUCCCUAGACAUGUGGAUGAGUUGGAGCUGGAUGUGGACGACCCUCUGUAUGUCGAGGAGGAGGAGGAUGACUACUGGUACAGAGGCUACAACAUGCGGACAGGAGAGAUGGGGAUAUUCCCUGCCUUCUAUGCCCAUGAGGUCAUAGGGCAGUUCAAGGAGAUAAUGGGAGUGAAGAGGAACCCAGCCUGGAUGGACAGUUUCAGCGUUCAGUUCCUGGGUUCUGUGGAGGUGCCCUAUCACCAAGGCAAUGGUAUCCUCUGUGCCGCCAUGCAGAAGAUUGCGAUAGCGCGGAAGCGGACGGUCCAUGUGAGACCCCCCUCUCUGUGUGAGCUGGAGAUUAGUUUACAAGGGGUUAAACUGGUAAUGAGCCUGGAGGACGAAUAUGACACUUUGGAUGAGUUUGACAGAUGUAGUCACUUCUUCCAGAUGAAGAACAUCUCUUUCUGUGGAUGCCAUCCCAAAAACAAUUGCUACUUUGGCUUCAUUACUAAACACCCCAUGCUGAACAGGUUUGCCUGCCACGUCUUUGUCUCCCAGGAGUCAAUGCGGCGUGUGGCCGAGAGUGUUGGACGGGCUUUCCAGGAGUAUUACCAGGAGCACCUGGAGUACGCCUGCCCCACCGAAGACAUCUACCUGGAGUAGAGCAGGCAGGAAGUAGGAAGUGUUGCCAUGACAACCAUCUCCUCUUCUUCUUGCUGCAGCUUGUGUAGGUUCAUCAAUCUCACCACCAGAGGGUACUGGUGGCUCUUCUUUCCGUUGUAAAACACUCCAUAUAUACAGUAUCCCUCUAAAACUGGAAUGUUAAUUUCCGUUCUACAGUAUGCGACGUGUUUUAUUAAUUUAUUGACUUAUUUAUUGAUUCAUUUGUUUACAAGUUUAUUUUCCAUCUUCUAGAUGGAUCGCCUGUUUCUUUUUCUAUGAUACAGUUCUAGGAAUAAGUCUUGGCACCUUAUUUUAGAUAUUAUGUAUCCUCUUCGGUUUAAAAAACAAUAACAACAAUGAUAUUCCUACUGCUAUUUCACAUGUUCCAAUGCAUGGCUAGGAGGGUAAUGCACACACAAUCACACACAGAAAAAUUAGGACACACAAAUAGCGCAACAAUCAAGAGGACAUUAAGCAUAUUAUUUGGUCAGGUGUGGUUUGGUGUAAAUAUGUUUUUGUUCAAAGAUCGAAGAAGAGAGAGAGUACAGUGAUGUGAUUGGUCCGAGCUAACACCUGUAUCGUGUACAAGAAAUGGUGUGUUCUGUAAAUAUACACAUUAGGAACACCUAUGUAUAGGCAGUAGAGAAAUACAGAUGACUCAUACAAACUAUGUAAGUAGCAUCCACAACCAAUAAUCAAACAAGAGGAAGUGAAGAAAGGAAGUAGAAAGGAAGAGAGGGAUGAUGUUUUAGCCCAGUGUUUACCAAAUGGUGGGACUUGGACCUAUUUCAGAGAGCUUAUCCUUUCACUGGUUGUGUUAUGUGGCUUAUGCCUGGUUCCAAUUCUCUUCUCUAGUUCCUUCCCCAGCUUUGAAGUCCACCAUUUUUUUAUUCAUAGUUUGAAAAUGUACUGGCGUCAGAUCUGAAAGGACUGAGCAGGUGUAAGCGAUGUGGUGAUGGCCACAGUUAGCCCUUCAAUUGAGCUAAAUGGAGUUGCCAUCAGGAGCUAGGGGAAGGGACUAGGGCCAAAAUGGAAUGAAGCCUCAGUUUUGCAAUGGAGGCUCUUCAUCAUAUUGGUCAUUUUGACAUUGAAAGGGUUCUGAUUUAUGUUGAUGAUGUUGACCUGAUAGUAAGCCCUGCCCACCACGGUCCAGAACAGUCUCAGUAGUCAUCUGUCAUUGGACAACAGCUCCUCUGAUCAAAUCUCCAAACACAGCAGAGUGGCAGGAAGAGGUUGCUAUGGAAACAGGGGGGCGAUAACUGUCAGAGCUUUGGGAACAGAGAGGGAGAGAAUCAUUCAGCUUCUGGACUUCUAAUGGUGCAAAUACAGUAUUAUAGAAACAUCCAAUGUUAUUCCAUUCUAUCUGGUCCAACAGUGAAGUGUCCUAAUGUACAUGUACAGACAUAAUCAGUCUGAAUAUCAGGUUGAGGACAGUUGAAGGUCCUCUUCAGGAGAAGCCAUAAUCCCACAGUUCUGACUGUUCAACACUACUCCCUCACAGGAAGCACUGUUGUACAGGUGGGUGUCGGUCCCUGUUUGGGUUGAGUCCACUGAGAAUAAGGCCAGAUUGGCCUUGGUUGACUGUACAUAAGGCAACAAGGAAAGUAAAGUCAUGACAUAGAUAAUGCUGACUAAGAAAGUAGUGGUGCCUUCUCCUGUGUCCUUCUACCUUCUCUUUAAGGUCGAUCAAGUCAAAAAGAGGAUAGAGUCUAAAAAUUAAAGUUUUCAAGAUAUUGGACUUUCAAGAUGUCACCGGCCACAUCAUCAUGAUGCAAAAUGCUGAACAAUUAUGGAAAAAAUACAAAAAGGUAGUUUUUGAGAGGAGUUCCCCUUUAAGUUAGAAAAAGGUUUGAUAUUGACUUGCCACCAUUGAAAGACCGGUAGUUUCUUGGAUAUAAUAGGCUUUGGUCCGACCAACACAGUUUUACAAGUUGACUUUACAAUGUCUAAUGGCUCAUAUUCUGCCUGAUAAAUGUCCUGAUUAGUUGACCUUUCCACAUGUACUCCUUGAUUUCACUCUUAUCAUAGGUAAUAUACAGUACAUCGUUUGCCUACUUAUAAUAGGACAUUUUACUUUCUACAGUUGUCUUUUCCAGUUCACAUAGCAUACAGUAUAACAUCUAAACAGAUGAAGGGAGUAGAGAGGUGGCCAACACAGAAUGAAUUGAAAUAACAGGUGUCAUACUGCAAUCCCCAAUAUCAGGUUGAGUAUAGAAGACGAGGGAUGCUCGUCUACUUCUACUGCUUUUAUUCUUCAACGUGUAUCAAACAGCAAAAGUAAGAUCUUGUAGAGGAGAGCAUUGUUGAUCUGCUGGUGAUGAGGAGGCAUGGGACCUCCAUGGUGACCAGUUUAUUUGUGAAAGUGGUGUCAGUAGGAGGGGAGAGAGGGUAAAAUCUAAAUGUGUAUCGCUGUCGGUUAGAUCCUGUAAAUACUAUAGAGUCAACAAGAUAGUGCUGUGUCCUUUACGUUAAGUAUGUUAUUGAAAUGGAAUAUGUAAAAUAAAAGGGAGACGAAUUCAAAAAAGAACCAUGAAAACCACGAUGGAAAAAGAUAAAACAUUGUACAUUUCCUUUUAUUAUUUGUUUUAAUGAGCGUGUUGCCUUUCCAUACACGUCUCUACAUCAACCACGAAGUUUUGUGAACCACUAAGUUCUUGCUAACUCAGACAGACGUUCACCCCACAGACAGGCUUCAGCAGCACUGCUUUUAGGCAAAUCUGUGACAUUGUUAUUAGGGGACACACGUAACGUGUCACCUUUGACCUUGCUGAUAUCCAAUGCCACACCCACUCAAGUGCUGGCCACUCCGCUGAUAAAGCAGAGUAGUAGAGAUUAACCAAUUAAAAUAGCUUUCAGAGUCUGCUUUCACACGGGAACUAGAGGUGGGACCAAGUCACUAUUAUUCGAGUCACUGCAAAUCUAAAGUCACAAGGUCCAAAUCGAGUCCCAAGUAGAACGGGUUUAGUCUUGAGUCAAGUCCUAGUCUUGCAUUCUAAGAGCGAGUCGAGUCACAAGUUUUUUUAUGUCUCAAAUCAAGUUUUUUUUUAAACUAUACAGGCAAAGGCUUGUUUAACUACAAAUCUUUGUCAAUUUUUUUAGGCUACCAGACAGCCCUUUUCAUUAUUUUGUCAACAACACAUUUUGAUUAUGUAAUAAUUUAUUUUACCAAAUUCCAAAUGCAAGCCUUAUAAGUAAAUUAUAAAUUUCAAGCAAUUUUGACAUACCAAAACACCAGUAGGCCUGGCCUAUGCUAGAAAUUGUUGCUUGAUACCCCAUUGCUGGUGAGCUUGCAGGGUAAACAGUUGAUAUUCUUGAUCAUCAGCAAAAAAAAAAGAUGUAUAUUAAUUUAUGACAAUCCUCUGUCCCUACAAUUUGACGUUUGCACUGCACACGAUCCUAUAUAGCUGUUCAGCAAAUCAGCCAUCUGUUCGCCAGCUCAGUGGUUUUCUAACUGUUUGACCCGUUUAAAGUUUUAGACCCCCACGCAAAGGUGCGCACAAUCGCUGCUCAAAUUUAGCCUAUCAUUACAGCCAAAAAACGGUGAUGCAUUUUCAAAACGAAAGAUACACAAAUAAACUAUGUUUUACACCUGCAUUUUGAGCUGAAAGUCAUUCAAGUUAGCUGUCUAUCAACUAGGGAUAUCAUGUCACAGUGACCACGUUUACAUGCACACUAAUAUCCCGUUAUUAUUCGGGAUACUCAAGUAUUCUGUUUUUGAGAUGGUGCAUAUAAACACCAUUCCCAAUUACAAUAACCCAAAAAAGCUUGUGUCCUGGUUAUGAGAAACCCAGAUAAAAUGCCUGGGAUAUGCUGAUCUUAGAUGGGAGGUAAACAACUUAUACCCUUUACUGUUGUUUUUCGCUGUCUGUGCAGGCUCAGUUGCACAUAUCAUGGGUGUUGUGCAGUCUAUGGUGUUCUGCAAUAAUGUUUUCAUCUGAUAGUCAAAUCACUUCAAAAGGUGGGCUACCUGUGCAGUUCAAUCCACCAUAAUUCCAUAAUUUAUUUUGCCCCUACUCCAUACUGGACCGUAUAGCCUACUAGCUACAUUCACCACUAAUUUAGACAACUUUCUGCUUAUCAUUUCUGACAUUUGGUAGGCCAUAUUAUAAUUUCCAGUAUUUGGUAGGCCAUAUUAUAAUUUACUACAUUUGGUAGGCCAUAUUAUAAUUUCCAGUAUUUGGUGGCCAUAUUAUAAUUUCCAGUAUUUGGUAGGCCAUAUUAUAAUUUACUACAUUUGGUAGGCCGAUUGUUUGUCAACUAUGGUUAGAUAGGCCUACAUGCAGCUUUUCUUGUCAUAAAUUGUUGCCCAGAAGACUAAAUAAAGUAGUGCUCACCAGAAUAAUGUCUUACAUUGAUAGAAUGAAUGUAUUAGUAAUCUAGUUAAUACCUGUAACGUUGUCUGUUUUGUUUAUAGACCUGGAAGAAAAUGCAACAACUCCAAAACAUUGGAACGAUUGGUCCUUUGCAAAAUGUAAAAAUGUAAUCAUUUUGACUGGUUUUAAGGAAAAGAAAAGCUGAGAAAACAAUUAAACACAUUUCUGAUAAGACAGUUUGGCUUGGGUGCAUAUGUCUGCUUGCAUUAGUGUCAAAGAUAACACAUUACCCUGGUAUUUGUAUUUUCUCGAGAUGCUGAAAGAAAGAAAUAAUAUUUCUCCACUCCUGUUCCCAUGACGAAAUUAACAUUUGUUGUAUAAUUUUACUGCAAUAAAUGCAUAAUUCUGAAGGGGUUAAUAUUUUAUUAUGCUAUAUGUUGUGGGUAUAAUUUGUGGAACGUUCCAACAUGAAUCUGUUCCAAAAACUUCGUAAAGUACAAGGAUGCCAACAAACAAUGCAUACAAAGUAGCAUGAUCAAUUCACCUAGCUAACUAGCUGCCAAAUAGGCAUCAACUCACCACAUAUAUUGUUCUUAAUGUUUGUCCAUAGGCUACCAGAUCGAGGAUAGACAUUUUUCUGAAUAAAUGUGGUGAGUGAAAAUCUUUAACUGCCAACAACCUACCCGGUAUCUUAUUCUGCCGCUAUAGAACUUUGAAUGCGUUGUGUGUUGGCAACCUCGUUAUUUACAAAGUUGUUGGAACGUUCCACAAAUUAUACUCACCCCGCUACAUGUGAGAGGUAAUAGGCCUACAGUCAGUGUUCAUAUUUCAGUUACUAUCCCAUUUAGCCCAUAUGAAUUUAAAUGAGGAAUAUUCUGUUUAUUCAUGGUUACUCAUGAGCGGGAUAUCAAAGGUGCAUGUAAACAACCGAAUAAGACUAAGCGGGAUAUGAGCUACUAUCCGGACUACUGUGCGCAUGUAAACGUGGUCAUUGUCACUUCGCUGGAGUCCAGAGCUAGCAGGAUCAUAUGGCUUACCUGUAUGCAGCAGAGGUUGUCGGGGUCGGAUGGAAAGCAUGAUCUGUCUGUAGCCUUUUUCUUCCUCACAAAUAAGUAAUUAAUUCGCCAGAAUAUGUUACAUCUUCAUCCCAUAAGUAUUGAAGGUAGUGUGAUGUUACCACUGAGCUGUAUAAUUAUAACCCACCCAAACUAAGCCAUAUCGGAAAUUUGAAAAUUAUAAAUGAAAUCACCAGGUAGCCAUAGUUGUGGCAAAGAUGCGUCCGUAGCAGAUUGCUAAACGGUACUCUAUAUGGAUCAUAUGAAUGUAGGCAGGCUACUCUGUUGUUGCUAGGCAAAACCGGAGAAAAUUAAACAAGUGCUUUCUGGUCACUAUUUGGAUGUGUGCGACCGCCUUUGCGCACCAAUGCUGAUGACUGGACAUUGGUCAACAGUCAAGACCCGCAGCUUUUUGGUUCUGAAGCACAGAUGAGAUGUUUUUAAAAUAAUUGUUCAAUGCCGUAGACCUAUGUUAAUGACCACAUCGAAUAAGCAAUUGUGUUAAUAUACAAUACAAAUGGUAGGCUAUAUGCAGCCUAUUAAAAUAUGUAUAAAAAAAUAUAUAUUUUGCCCAUUCAGUUUCAACUCCCUAAAACCUCACUACGCUAGCUCACCCGACCUGUGUUGAUUGACUUUGCUGGUCCAAUCAGAGGGCCAUGUGUGCGUUUCACUAGCCAAUAUGUUUGAUUUUUUGCAAGUGCGAUACUGUCUCUGGCUCUCCACGGAGACAAAACGUUCCAAAACCUGGCCAGAUAAUCAAGUUAUUUUAUUUUCUAUCAAGCAGAGUCUCAAGUCAUCAAAUUUGUGAAUUGAGUCAAAGUCAUGUGACUCGAGUCCACACCUCUGACGGGAACCUAUCGCAUCUUGACAAUGUAGCCCAUGGCUUUGAGCUCCAGAUGUGUGCCAUCUCUUAACUGUACCCGUUUGUUUUGUGUCUUUGUUUCUGUCUUGUAACAGAUUAAUUGAAGUCCUUUGAGCUUCCCUAAUAGCUAAAGUACACCAACCAACCACCAAGGAUCCCCUAGUCAUGAAUAGCAGCUCAGACAUCCAGUUAACACGUAAUAUACUUUUUUUUUAAAUCCAUAAACAAACAAUAUUAUUCACUGUAUAACUAGAGCAUCAGUAUGUGACAAAAACACAUUAAUCUAUCUUGUAUCAUUAGGGGGACUUGUCAAAAUGUAAAAGAAAAACAAAGAAAAACACUGCUUUGUCAUGGGUUUGAACUUAUGAAUAAACGAUAUGCUUGAUGUCGG